This is a messenger RNA of Owenia fusiformis, 608 nucleotides long. The record is from the annotation of a GenBank genome assembly. NCBI's taxonomy places the organism in Eukaryota, Metazoa, Annelida, Polychaeta, Sabellida, Oweniidae.
ACAUACAAAUAAAAACAAAAUGGCACCAACGAUACUAACUCUGGGAGUACUUUGUUCAAUGAUAAUUGUGUCUCAAGCUGCAAAGAAACUUACAUGCAAGCAAAGAGUGGCAAGGAUAGAGAACGUUCUUAAGUCCAUACCUGUUGUUGAGAAGGAUUGUAAUAGAGAAAUUGAAUUGCCAUGUGGAACUCCAGCUGGUACAGCUGAAUAUGAGUUUCAUGCUUCUAAUGAGGUCCCAUUCAAGGCAACCAAUGCUCCAGACACUAAUAAUCCUCAUUCUUUAACUGACCAUGAUGUUCCUUGUGUGGUGUGCCAGAUACCUCGGAACUUGGUAAUGAUACCAGCACUUCAUACAUGUCCAAAUGGUUGGAACAAAGAGUACAAAGGUUACCUAGUAGCAGAACACCAUGCACAUGCAAACAACAAAGCCUUUGAAUGUAUGGAUGAAGAACCAGAAACAAUUGAUGGGGGCCAUGAAAACAAAAAUGGUGCAUUGUUUCUCCCAGUUCAAGCUGUUUGUGGAUCCUUGCCUUGUCCAAAAUAUGUUCAUGGCAGGGAGCUGACAUGUGUAGUCUGUUCAAAAUGAUUUUAUUGCAAUUUGCAAUUCA